This is a messenger RNA of Armigeres subalbatus, 1282 nucleotides long. RefSeq names its product protein dimmed (gene dimm). Gene Ontology annotation, cellular component: nucleus. The transcript is spliced from 5 exons. The coding region runs from base 266 to 1282 and encodes 338 amino acids. Gene Ontology annotation, biological process: positive regulation of transcription by RNA polymerase II; axon development; sensory organ development. Gene Ontology annotation, molecular function: E-box binding; protein dimerization activity; DNA-binding transcription factor activity, RNA polymerase II-specific. The record is from RefSeq and is a predicted model, not a curated record. NCBI's taxonomy places the organism in Eukaryota, Metazoa, Arthropoda, Insecta, Diptera, Culicidae.
GGUUCGCACUAUGCGGCAGAAUUAAAUACCUAGGCGUCCUGCGGGGAACAAUUUCUAAGUAAAGCGGCUCCGACGGACGAGUGGGCAGAACCCCGGCCCGACCAGAAUCCAUCCACCGAGAACAUGGAAUAUCUAGAUGAGCAAAUUGAGUGAGGAACAGUGCUAACCAGUGUCCUAAAGUGAUUAACUGUGCUACCGUGUGUGCGUGGGAAGAGAGGGGUGGAAAUUUGGGAAAUACUAAAAAGAAUAAAAAACAAUUAUCAAAAUGAGAUCGGAUUUGACGGACGAUAGGAAUAUUCUGCAAAUAGCAGCAGCCGAAAUCGCCGAAUCGUCUGACACUAGUGGAUUCUUCGAAAUCAACAGCAACGGAUCUAACGGCCAGAAUGGACACCGAUCAGACGACCUGUUGCAGCUACCAAAUGAAUACUUAACUGGCAGUAAUCAGAGAACCGCUUCCAGACCUAAACGAACCGCAAGGCGACUACAAACGGAGUGUACCCUCGAUCCGGACAUGACCGACUCGAGCUCGCAGAGUGACGACACUAGUUGCGGCAGCAGCCGCAAUGGAAGCCGCGCCGGUAGCACCCACGGCGGCCGGCACGUUUCUUCCCAUUCCAGUCAUCAUCUGCAAACCAGCGCGGCGGCAGCCGCACGUCGUCGAAAAGGCGUCCUCAAUGCCAAGGAACGGAACCUGCGGCGGCUCGAGUCCAACGAGCGGGAACGGAUGAGAAUGCACAGCCUCAAUGACGCAUUUCAGUCAUUACGAGAAGUCAUACCGCACGUCAAGAAAGAACGUCGCCUGUCCAAGAUAGAAACGCUAACCCUGGCCAAGAACUACAUUACCGCCCUCACCGAUGUCAUCAUCGUCAUGCGAGGUGAAGGGGACACAUCCUCUGGCGGCGGGGGUGGCGGUGCUGUCAUCGCUGCAUCCCCGGUGGCCUCGGUUACGACGAAUGCACUACAGAACAACUGCAUCCUGAAAACGGACGUCACCGAUCUUCGACAUCCUCAGCAACAGCACCACCACCACCCAGAUCAGAUUUCGUCCAAUAUGUCCAUACUUGAUGGACUGAACAACGGAAUGUGUCAGCAUCAGCUUCUCCCCCAGCACAACCACAGGGGUAGUGAUAACAACGAUAGCAGCAACAACAAUACCCACAAUAACAACAACAACAUCAGCAUGGUGGAUUUCAACAGGAUUACUAGCGCUAGCAGUAGCAGUAACGGCUGUAAUGGCAGCACCACGGGAUAUUCGCUGAGUAACCCGGAUGGAUCCAGCUAA